UAAGUUCAAAAAUAAAACUUGUAAAGUUCAAAACUUUAUUUAAUUAAAGAAAUUGAAUAUUAUAGUAAAUAGAUGAAAUUAAAUGAUACUUUUAGGAUUUUAAGUAACCACUGUUGAAUAUUUUUCCACCAUUAGAGUAUAGUUAGGAAAAUUUUGUAAUGGAGGAUGUUAAAAUAAUGAAUAACAUGAGGGAAGUUCUUAAGAAAACACGAAAAUCUAAGAAAAGUAGACACCAUAAUCUAGUAGAAUCAGCAAACGACGAUUCAAUAAGUGAAAUUCUUAGUAAAAAAUGGAUGUUCUCAAGUCCUCCGGCUUCUGAAGAGAAGUCAGCUGACAAAGAACUUCCACCAAAAAUCAAUGCUUUUAAACGCCUUAUGAGUGCAAAGAAAGUCGAGCCAGAUUUAGAAACCAUCAGUGCCAAAAAAAAGCGGAAAUACAUGAAAAAGCCAAAAUAUAAUAAAUUGGAAAUAGAAAUUGAAGACAAAUCUAAUAGUGAUGAGGAUUUGAAUGAAACUACCAUUUUUGAGUCACAGAACCAAGAGGCAUUUAAUUGUUUAGCAACAAUGAAAGAUGAAAUUGAUGAAUUUCCUGUUAAUGAAAUUUCCCAUAAAAAACGAACUCGAUCUAAGCUCGAAGCAUCUGAACCUUCAGAGACGUUCGUAGAAGCAACUCCAGAUGAUGUCGUCAGUAAACGAAAGAAAAGAAAAAAAUCAAAGCUAUUAGAUUCUAAUGAGAAUUCAAUUCCACAUGAUGAUGACUGCAAUGAAGCAACACCUAAAAGCAAGUCAGGACGACCAAGAAGAUCAUGUGCAGCACAUGUAGAUUAUAAAUUACUCGAAAGCCCCGAGAAAGCUCUUAACAACUCAUUAGCUUUGGCACUUGUUGAAUCGAAACGUACGAGGAAACAAAAUUCAUUAAAGGAAAGUCAUGAAGAUGAUUUCGAUAAGUCUUUUCUCAUGAUUGAUGAUGAUGAUGAUGCUGAAGUUAAAAAGAAGACUUCAUCGAAGCCAUCAAAACUUGCGCCAGUUUUCAUGAAGAAAGUUCUAAAGCCAGCAAUCGAUCCCGAAGUGAAAGAAGCUCGAAGAAAUUUCUUACUUUCAGAACUUCCCGACGAUCUUCGAUAUUCAAAUGACAAACGAAGACAACAAUUCGAGGAAGCAGCUGUUGACGAUAAUUUAAUUACAUUUCCUCGAAUUUCUCAUGUCACACAAUUAUCUGAUGAAGAAGACUUCAAGACUGAAAAUUUAUUGACAUCCGGUGUAGAAUUUUUGUAUGAAAAUGACGAGGAAAACUUUAAAUCGAAGCAUUUGAGUAAAAUUCUUCAACUUGGAACGUUCACCGAAUGCAAUGCAAAUGCAACUUCACUGCCAUUAGUGACAUGUGAUGAAAUUAAAUCUAAGAAAUGUGAAGCUAUGAAGCACAAUGUUAAAUCAGAAGUGAGAAAGCUUAAAAAAAAUCAAGAAAACUUUCCUGUAAAUCGUUGCUUCAAGAAACUUCUUUCAAAAGCAACAGAAUUAGUUAAUUCCAGUACAAACGAAAACAAUUUGUUGUUUGUUGACAUCUUUAAGCCAGCGAGUCUCAACGAAUUCUUUGUGAAUUUUAAGCCGAUUAAACAGCUUCAAAAGUUUCUUCUAACAUGGAAUGAAAGAGACAAGUCAACUGAUUACGACUCAGACAAAAGCAGCUCACGUCAAUCAUUCAAAUGUCUCAACAAUUUCGUGGUUGUUUCGGGUAAAAAUGGAUGUGGAAAGACUUCAAGCAUUUAUGCUUUAGCUAACGAUCUAAACUAUCAAGUAUUAGAAAUCAACGCUGGAACAAAACGAAAUGGAAGAAAAAUGUUACAAGAUUUAUUAGAAGCAACACAAUCGCAUCGUGUGAAAAAUAUAUCGGGAAAACUCUACGCAACAACAGCAGCAGAAGUUCAUGAUGAAAAUGAAUCGUCCCAGGAGUCCAAUUGCGAGUUGUCGUGCAGUGCAAAAUCAAUUAUUUUGAUCGAAGAUGCUGAGCUUGUGUUCGAAGCGGAUGAUGGAUUUGUGGCAUCAUUGUCAUCAAUUUGUAAUAUCAGUAAACGUCCAGUCAUCUUAACAACAAACAAUCGACAAAUUCAACAUCUUCAAAAGUUUAUUCAACACAAUGAAAUUUUAUACGAUAAUCCGAAACUUACUGAACAAAUGGGAAUUUAUUUAUUUUUAUUGUCUUUAUCGGUCAAUUAUGAAAUUGAAAGAGAUGAAAUUCAAAUGUUAUUCACAUCAAAUGGGCAUGAUUUACGUAAAACAAUCAAUGAAAUUGAGUUUUUCAUUCGAAGUUCAAAUACGAGAACAAGCAACAGCAAUUUGAUGAGAUUUUAUCAGCGACCGCGAUGUGAGCGGUUGAAAAAUGGUCAACUUGACAUCGAAAAUCAAAAAAGCUUGUCAACUUUAUGCUUCGAUUCAUCAAUCGUUUCAAGUCUUGCAACGAUGUGUGGAGAACGCUCGUAUAACGCAAUAACUUCAUAUCAACAGCGUGACUUAAUGGAUGAAAUGGUUGAGUUCAUCACUGAACGAUGUAACGUGGUUGAAGCUCAACAUGAUUCAUCUUACAGCAACCAGAAAAUCAUGGAAAGCUCCAUUUCAGGCAAUUUAAUUUCGCAAUCAACAAAUUUUACUGCGACUUGUUUGGACUAUUCGCCAAUGUUACGCGAUAUUUGUCGUUCUGAAAAAGCUCGUUGUGAGAAUGGUCGACGAAUAGCAGCAAAUAAUCGAGGACAUUAUUUGAGAUUUUUGAUAACGAAAAACUCACUCGGAAAUGAUUACUUUAACGAUCAAUGUGAAAUGUUUCAACAAUAAAGUGAAUUGAAUCGGAUGCCGACUCUAUUUUUAUGAGUUUUCCUUUUUUCUUGUUUUUUUGGG
This is a messenger RNA of Clunio marinus, 2888 nucleotides long. Lineage: Eukaryota; Metazoa; Arthropoda; Insecta; Diptera; Chironomidae. The record is from the annotation of a GenBank genome assembly.